Benincasa hispida (wax gourd) is the source of this 1338-nucleotide messenger RNA. RefSeq names its product transcription factor IIIA-like. Gene Ontology annotation, molecular function: DNA-binding transcription factor activity; 5S rDNA binding. Gene Ontology annotation, cellular component: nucleolus; nucleus. NCBI's taxonomy places the organism in Eukaryota, Viridiplantae, Streptophyta, Magnoliopsida, Cucurbitales, Cucurbitaceae. Gene Ontology annotation, biological process: regulation of transcription by RNA polymerase II. The record is from RefSeq and is a predicted model, not a curated record.
CUUGUAUCAUGUAUUAUUGGGAUUGCCAAAAGUCGUCAACGUAGCUCAUUGCCGCCGCAUUCUCUUCCCCAUCCUCCUCUCUGCCGCUGGAAUCAUACACGGCCACGACAACCGCCACUUCCGCAGUAGCCUCUCCAUCUCUCAGUCUCUUGUCGUUAAGAUGGAGAGCGGAAAACCGAAAGACGAUGCAGAUGCUAAGGCAAAAGGCAGAAAAUCCAAUAUUUGCCAGGAUUGUGGCGUUGAUUUCAAAAAGCCUGCUUACUUGAAGCAACAUAUGCAAAGCCAUUCCUUCGAGAGGCCAUAUAUUUGUUCAGUAGAUGGUUGUCAAGCUAGUUAUAGGAGAAAGGAUCAUUUGACUCGCCACCUUCUCCAGCAUCAAGGAAUACUAUUCGAGUGUCCAAUUGACAGUUGUAGCCGUGAAUUUGCAUAUCUAUCCAGUGUAAAUAGACACUUGAAAGAACUCCAUGAAGAUAAUGCUCCUCCUGAAGUUGAAUGUCAGAAACAGUUUGUUUGUCCAGAGGAUGGAUGUGGAAAAGUCUUUAGAUAUGCAUCUCGACUGCAAAAGCAUGAAGAUUCUCAUAUGAAGCUGGACUCAAUAGAGGCAUAUUGUGCUGAACCGGGUUGCAUGAAGACAUUCACCAACAAGCAAUGCCUUGCGGCACAUAGACAGUCCUGCCACAAGUACAUAAAUUGUGAGAUUUGUGGGAAGAGAAAAUUGAGAAAGAACAUCAAACGACAUCUACGACAAGCGCACGAGAGCGAAGGUCCACAAAAGACAAUUCAAUGCACACAUGAGAGCUGUAGUAAGGUUUUUUCAUCAAUUUCAAAUCUCCGCCAACACAUGAAAGUUAAGCACCUAGAUCAAAAACCUUUUGCAUGUGGCUUUUCUGGUUGUAGCAUGAGAUUUGGUUACAAGCAUGUCAGGGACAAUCAUGAGAAAAGUGGCUACCAUGUUUACACUAAUGGGGAUUUUGAAGUAGCUGAUGAACAAUUCCGCUCAAAGCCAAGGGGAGGACGAAAAAGAAAGUGUCCAACCAUUGAAAUGCUUAUACGGAAGCGGGUUACCCUCCAAGCAUGCGAUUUCAUGAUGGAUGAGGAAUGCUAAGUCUUCUUUUUUCUUUUUUUCUUUUUUAAGUAUUUGAACUUCUAACUUCUUUAGAUCGUGGAGACAUGCCAUUAAGGUUUGUUUGCUUUGUCUGUAGGCGCCCUAUUAGUAAGAAGCCUCCCCAUCUUUGUUACUUAUCCAUGUUCCCGGCGAAUAUUUGGUGGAUAUCCAAUGUAUAGAAUGAUAGAAUCUGUAUGUAUAUUAUACCUCCAAUGAAUAAGUUUCUGUCUGAA